Messenger RNA from Phanerochaete carnosa HHB-10118-sp, 945 nucleotides. RefSeq lists its product as uncharacterized. Lineage: Eukaryota; Fungi; Basidiomycota; Agaricomycetes; Polyporales; Phanerochaetaceae. The record is from RefSeq and is a predicted model, not a curated record. Bases 1 to 945 code for a protein of 314 amino acids. The transcript is spliced from 4 exons.
AUGCAUCUCACAUCUGCCAUGACGCUGUCGAAGAAGACGAUGGUCGUCGCUGGCCUCCCCGUGCACAUCUACUCUGAACGGCACCUGACGGAGCAUAACGGGCCUGUCGCCAUCAUGUUCUUCCUGCACGGCCGCACCGGCAGCGCAAAGGGCAUCGAAGGAAUCGUCGAGGACACCUUGAAGCAGGUCGGCCAGAAGAGGCGUUGUCACUCCAAAUUGGCGUUAGACCUGAUCGUGGUCACAUUUGAUCAACGCAACCAUGGCGACAGACUCGUCGAUGCGCACGCAAAUGGUGCUUGGAAGAAAGGCAACAAUGACAGACAUGCAAUUGAUAUGUAUGCUAUUCAAAGUGAGCAUCCGACUGACAGUUUCGAACAAAACUCAUGUAUCUAUUCGCUAGCCGGAACUGCCCAAGACGUCUCCUACCUCAUUGAUUUCCUUCCUUCCUAUCUCUUCCCUGCCGGUGAGAGGCAGAUAGCCCACUGGCUGGUCGCAGGGAAGAGCCUAGGCGGCCAUUCAACUUGGAUCGCGCUCCGUCACGAACCCCGCAUCAACCUCGCAAUCCCCAUCAUCGCCUGCCCAGACUACAUGAAGCUCAUCACCAAACGCGCCAAGUACUCCGGCGUGCCCCUCGAGCCGCCGUACUUCACUGACAGCCUACGCGCGUACAUCGACAAGCACGACCCGGCACGCGCGCCGUACACCGCCAACGACACCUCGAACCCGUUCUGGGGCAAGAAGAUCCUCGUCAUGUCUGGUGGCAGCGACCCGCUUGUUCCGUUCACGUACUCUGAAGAAUUCGUCGAGGGCCUGAACGUUGGUCCCGAUGGGAUCAAGAAAGUGGUUGUCCAGCCUGACGCCCAACACGAGUGUACGCCGAGCAUGGUCAGCGAGAUGGCAGAUUUCAUCUGGGAGAACUGUCUCAAGGUGUCGGGCAAGGAGUAA